Molecule: messenger RNA, 780 nt
Organism: Penicillium brevicompactum
Lineage: Eukaryota; Fungi; Ascomycota; Eurotiomycetes; Eurotiales; Aspergillaceae
Product: bZIP transcription factor
Exons: 1
Coding region: 1-780 (259 amino acids)
Biological process (GO): regulation of transcription by RNA polymerase II
Molecular function (GO): RNA polymerase II cis-regulatory region sequence-specific DNA binding; DNA-binding transcription factor activity, RNA polymerase II-specific
Source: RefSeq, a predicted model, not a curated record
AUGACUAGCCUGAAUUCAUAUGUCGAUUGGUGCUUGGUCGACGGGCCGAAUUCGGAGGUCCUGAGUUCUACAGACCACCCGCACCAUGACAUAUUCCUGGGCCUCCAACCAGCCUCCUCACCUCCCAACCUGAUAGAUAAGAUGGGAUUUAUCAUGUCCCCACCGUACGUCGAACUGCAAAUCCAAGAGGGCCCAGUUACUCUCCAGUUCGGCGAGGUGACCCCUCUAGGCUCUGCUCCUGAUACACAUCUUUGUCUCCCUGCCGCACCACCGGACGGUUUCGGACAAUCGUUCCUUUCCAACGAUGGCACGUCUCUCACGCCUCAGAUGACCAACUUGGCGGCCAGCAAAGCCCAUAAUAUUCAAGAUGCAGAGCCCGUUACGCCCAGAAUUGGUCAACGAAAGCAACUUUCCCGAAAUAUAGAGCCUUGGCAAGGAACGCAGCCACUUCCAGAAUCAAACAGGACUACUGGCACCAGGACAUUAGAUUCAAGAGCCCGCUAUAUUUCUAAACGCAAAACGCACCUAGAAAACAAUCGGCAAGCCGCAAAAAGAUGCCGGAAGAAAGUUAAAUCCCGCAACGCAGCUCUCGAGUCUGAGUACAAAGAGCAGUCUGCCCACAAUAGUCAGCUUCUAGCUGAUAUCAGCCGACUACGCUCUGAAUUGUUGUAUCUCCAAAACGAGAUACUGAAGCAUUCGCAAUGCCGAGACGACCCUCUCAAGAGACAUUUGGUGCUGGUGAUGCAGAGGAUGCCAGCACGGGAUGGUUGCGCUACUUAA